Colletotrichum lupini is the source of this 627-nucleotide messenger RNA. RefSeq names its product SMP-30/Gluconolaconase/LRE-like region. The coding region runs from base 1 to 627 and encodes 208 amino acids. The transcript has a single exon. The record is from RefSeq and is a predicted model, not a curated record. NCBI's taxonomy places the organism in Eukaryota, Fungi, Ascomycota, Sordariomycetes, Glomerellales, Glomerellaceae.
AUGCUUAUUAUCUCUCGGUUCUCCAACUAUGUCGUGGUCCUCUCACUCUGGGCUACCAUGAUGCUCUGGGCAAAAGCUGCCGCGGUUGAGUUUCUGUCAUAUCAACCGUCAUUUUCCAAGCUGAUAGGUCAGAAUGCGACUGGCAAAGUCGCCCAAGAGACUUCAUGGGAAGCCUUUCAUGAGGGUGGUAUCUAUAAUAAGAAGGAUAAUUCGCUGUACAUCUCCUCUAACUUCGACACCGUCGGCAACCCCAUCAACAUCACAGUACUAUCUCUCGACGACCUUUCAAUUCGAAGUCAGCGGUACGUCAACUUGAGCAUGCCCAAUGGCGGAUCAGUAUUUCGUGCCAAUAGAGGAGGAAGGUAUAUGGGGUCAGACCAGACUUUGCAAGUUUGGUGUGAUCAGGGCGACACGAAUAAUUAUUCCAAGCUAGUCUCUCUGGACCCUGAUGCCAACCAAACAACAACGCUUUUCUCAAGUUUCUUCAACCGGAACUUCACGUCUAUAAAUGACGUCCGUCAGCACCCGGAGACCGGUGACCUCUGGUUUACCGACGCUACAUACGCCUACUUCAAUGGCUUCCGCCCCAGCCCUCAAAUGCCUACGCAAGUCUAUCUGUCGGAUUAG